This is a messenger RNA of Pseudonaja textilis, 3575 nucleotides long. The record is from RefSeq and is a predicted model, not a curated record. NCBI's taxonomy places the organism in Eukaryota, Metazoa, Chordata, Lepidosauria, Squamata, Elapidae.
AUGGCUGCGGCGGCGGGGGCAGCUGUGGCGGCGGCGACGGCCGAGCCGGACGACGGGCCUCUCUUGCCAGGCCCUCCCGUGGGACGACGGGCCGUCUGCUCCCGACCCUACUUCGUCGUGCUGAUGGUGUUCGCGCAUCUCUACGUGAUCAACGUGCUGGGCUUGCUGCUCUUCGUGCAUAUCAGCUCCGACGAUGGUGGGGAGCCGGAGCCGAGGAAAGAGGCUCAGCCUGGCCCCGUCCAGGAUGCGCCCCCCGUCCUACCCGUUUCUGCGGGCAACUUGGACCCUCAGGCUCUGCCUCGCCUGCAGGGCAUUAAGGUGGGCCAUAAACAGAAGUUGCAACUGGUUCCUAACAAAAUCCAUGUUAUGAAAACUCUCAGCUUGAAACCACUUCUUUUUGAAAUCCCAAAUUUCCUGAGUGAAGAUGAAUGUAAAUUAAUUGUACAUUUGGCUCAGCUGAAAGGACUACAGAAAAGCCAGAUUUUGCCCACAGAAGAUUAUGAAGAAGCUAUGGAAAUGAUAGAUAUCAGCCAGAUGGAUAUCUUCAAUCUGCUAGAUCACAACCAGGAUGGACAGCUGCAACUUAAGGAGGUGCUGACACAUACCCGCCUAGGAAAUGGCAGGUGGAUGACACCUGAGAGCAUCCGGGAGAUGUAUGAUGCAGUCAAAGCAGACCCAGAUGGCAAUGGUGUUCUGAGUUUGGAAGAAUUUAAACAAUUGAACAUUCGAGACUUCCACAAGUACAUGGGUAGCCGAAAAGUGAAAAUGAGCGAUCUGGUGCGGAACAGCCAACAUACAUGGCUGUACCAAGGUGAGGGGGCACAUCAGGUCAUGCGCUCCAUACGACAAAGGGUAAUUAACUUAACCCAUCUGCCACCAGAGAUUGUGGAGCACAGCGAACCGAUGCAGGUAGUCCGCUAUGACCAGGGAGGGCAUUACCAUGCUCAUAUGGAUAGUGGACCAGUGUUUCCUGAAACUGCCUGUAGUCACACCAAACUGAUUGCCAAUGAAAGUGCUCCCUUUGAGACAUCUUGCCGGUAAGCCUAGAAACUGAAGAUAGAAUGAUUUCUUGGCUAUCUUAUAACAGUUUUCACCUGUUGCUUUUAGGAUAGCAAGUAUUGUUCUCUUUCUUACAGCUAUGUGACAGUACUGUUCUACCUAAAUAACGUGACGGGAGGAGGUGAAACCACUUUUCCUAUUGCAGAUAACAGGACUUAUGAAGAGCUAUCUCUAAUCCAGAAUGACGUUGAUCUACGUGAUACUCGAAAGCACUGCGAUAAGGGAAAUCUACGUGUAAAACCUCUGCAAGGCACUGCUGUUUUCUGGUAUAAUUACUUGCCUGAUGGGGAAGGCUGGGUUGGUGAUAUUGACGAAUACUCCUUACACGGAGGCUGUUUGGUCACUGAAGGAACCAAGUGGAUUGCCAACAAUUGGAUUAAUGUUGAUCCCAAUAAGAGGCGACAGCUCCAGUUCCAGGAGGAAAUGGCUCGAUAUAUCAACAGUGAAAAUGAGGACCAAAGCGAAUGGACCGUGGACAAAUCCUACAGCAAUGUGCAUGUAGAGCUGUAAUGUUUGGAGAUGCCUCUUGGUCGACUUGAAAGCACCUUUUUUGCACUAGCCAUUUGCAGCUCUUCUAUUCUCCCACGUUUCCCAAUGAUUAUGUUUCUUCAGAGAAUGUAGGGUUGCCUAUCUAGGUAGAUUGGGGAAAGGAAAAGCGGGGCACCUAAUGCAGUCUGAGGGAAAAGGGAUUAUUUGGCGGGAAGGGACCGUAGCUGAGGGCAUAUUUUGAUUUAAUGGCUGGCUUUCCUUAAGGAGAUUUUGAGUCUGUCCGUGAAUCUUCCCCGUGACAUAUGCACUCUACCUUCAAGGUUCCUUAUCCUCCUGAAUUGUUCUGCUGGAUGCCGUUUUCCUCUAGCUGGCUUUGUAACUAUAAUCUUGUAAUCUGCCAUCCUUUCCGUCUGUCCCAGAUUCUUGGUCUUUUCAGGCAACGGACACAUCUUACAUAAGGCCAGUAAAACCCACAUCAACAAAACGAUUGCUGCAUAUUCUAGGUUGCUCUGUAGAGAGUGAAAUGGUCACUCUUAGCCUGUAUGGGAACAGAUCAGUAAAGUGGUAUAGAGGUUAAGAGGUUGGAUGAAGACUAAGGAAACUCAAGUUCAGGUUCACGCUCUGCCUUGGAAGUUCAUUGGGUGAUUUUGGAUCAAUUUCUCUCAGCCCAACCUCCCUCUAUGGGUGGCUAUUGUGGGGAUAAAAUGAAGAGAGAUUGGACUUGGGCUUUUGUACAAGUGGGGGGAAUAAUUCUAACCAGUACCAUUUGACAGUGCAAAGUAUAUGUAUUCAGAAGUAAGCAAACUCCCAAGUGAAAGUGUAUCCGAUUGCAGGCUUAAAUCCAGACUUAUGCAAAGGGGUCUUGGGCAUGUUUAUGUUCAAAGAACACGCAGGGAUUAAAAGUACUAGAGGCCUUCCAUGGGAUGGUGUAUGCUCAUGAUGGAAAUUUUUCUCAGGGUUGGAUAUAGUUCUGAAUUACUAUUCGGAAAUAUUUAUACCAAUAAUUAUCAGGGAAGUAAUGGAAUAGUUAAUAUGUGCAAUUGGAACGUGUGUUGUAUGUGUUUGCAGUUGUUAUUUCAGCCAUUUUAUUUGUGUGUUGAGAAGCUGUUUACCUACGAGAAGCCUUUUGUUCUGUUUAGUUUGCAUAGUGGCAUAAUAUUCCUCCUAGUAAGAGUAAUAUUCCUCUUAGAAGAUAAAUAUGUAUUUAGAUAUGCAGUGUGGAACCUGCAAGGUUCUCAGUUAUGAAUUAAAAAAAGUGUUCUGCAGGAUUAGGUUUAAGGUAUAUGCAGAUCACGUACCUUAGGCCUAAUUAUAUUGUUUCUUAUGAAACGAAUAGCACUUUCCCACUGUUCCUCUGAAGUCAGUGAGAUACUGUCUGUGAAUGAGGGGCUGGAUAUAGCAGUCAAGGGUAAGAAUAUCUGGUAGACCAAUCCAAAAUGAAUUUAGCUCCAUUUUAAAUCUGUCCAAUAAGUUGUCUUGCUAAGCAACACCUUGGACAGUGAGCCACAUUGUCUGGAAUAUACUUCCUAAUUUUUUGUUCUGACAAAGAGCCCCCAAAUAAAAUACAGGCAGUCCUCAUUUAGCAACUGGCCCUUUUAGCAAUCGUUUGAUGAAAAAGUAAUGAUCAAUCUUCUCAUUUACAGCCUUUGCAGGUCUGUGAAGCAAUGGAAAGCUGAAGGAAGACCAUGCAAACAAUUGAGAUUUCACUUAGUGACCGCUUUGCCUAACAGUUAAGUUGCUGGUCCAGUUGAGAUGGCUGAACAAGGACUACCUGUAAUCCUUUUGCCAUAACAAAGGUUCUUUCCACAUCUUAUCCCUUGAUGGCCCUUUUAUGCACUUUUCCUAACUGUAAAAUAAAUUGGGGCGGAGGAUGGGGUAAGACUAAGCAGUCUCAGUCGAAACCCGUGAGCUGCCAUUCUCCACUUCCUCAUUUAUUGCCUUGAGUACAGGUAGUCUUCGACUUACAACCACAAUUGAGCCUAACAUUCCCAGGACUCUGCAACCGUCAUAAAUAUGAAUCAGUUGCC